Meloidogyne enterolobii is the source of this 1562-nucleotide messenger RNA. The record is from the annotation of a GenBank genome assembly. NCBI's taxonomy places the organism in Eukaryota, Metazoa, Nematoda, Chromadorea, Rhabditida, Meloidogynidae.
UAAUGGAUAGACCUACAACAGCAUCCAAUAGUUUACAUCUAGAUAGCAAUAUUCAAAGUCAUCGUUCACAUUCACACUCUCACGGCCGUUCUGCGACACGUGGAAAUCGUCAAGAGCCCGGUGUUGAUUUAAUAUGUAAAGUUAAAUAUACGAAUAAAUUGCCAGAUUUACCUUUUGAGCCAAAAUUUCUGCAAAGUCCAUUUGUUUCAUUAAAUCGUUUUGUAAAUUAUAAGCCUUCUACAUUAGAAAAAAACUUCAAAUACGAACUUUUGACAGAGCCAGAUUUGAAUGUUAAAAUUGACUUAAUUUCGACAACUUAUCAAUUAGAUGGGAUUGAUAAACCACAUUUACAUCCUAUUGAUGAACAAUUACUCGAGGAUGAGAGUAUUCAACAAUUAAAUACAAAACGAUCAAUUCAACACAGAAAAGUUGUCCCUUGGAUGCGUAAAACAGAAUAUAUCAGCACAGAAUUCAAUCGUUACGGUCUUGGCCAAACAGGAGUUGACCGUCCUGACACUAAAAUUGGUUAUGGAACGAAAAAUCGGUUAAAAGAUGAAACAAUCGAUUAUAAAGACCGCUCUUCACAAAUUGCAGCAAUUGAAAGAACAUUUGAACACGCAAAGAAACCAAUUAAACGACAUUAUUCACGUCCUGGUGUAACAGCAGUUGAAGAAAUUCCAAUUCUUCCAGACUUCGAUUUGUGGAAAUUUCCUUUUGCACAAGUUUUAUUCGAUGCUGAUCCUUUACCUUAUUGUAAAAAUCAUAGACAAGAGAAAUUGACUUUAUCAAUUCUUAGAGGAAUGGCUGAUUCUGAAGGUAAUCAAUUUGUCGGAUAUUUCUCUCCUUUUGAUGAAGCACUCGAACAACGACUAGCUGAUGAUAAAAAAGAAAUUGGGUCUUAUAAAGAAGAUUUCGAGUAUCAACACAAACUUGAAAGAGAAUAUAAUUGGUCUGUACAAAACAAGGCAACAAAAGGAUAUGAACAGGAAAAUUAUUUUAUGGUUCUACGUGGUUCUACUUUUUAUUAUAAUGAAUUGGAAACUCGAGUCAAAUUAGCAAGACGUGUUAAGGGAAGUAAUACUUCUACAUCAAAUAACACAAUACUUUCUGUUACAAAUCGAAUGUUGGACAGCAAGGAAUUGAGUCAAAUGAAUCAAAGAUCUAAUCUGCUUUAUGGUUUGCAAGAAGAAGAAGAGGAGGAAGAAGAAGCUGAAGAAAACGAAGAGAAGGAAGAAGAGGAGAAGGAUGAAGGGGUUGAAGAACACGGGGAGAAAGAUGAAGAAGAGCAAGAAGAAGCAGAAUCGGUAGCAGAUGCCGAGCCAACAACCCCUAAGGAGGUGGAAACUGACGAAGAAAAAUCCAACAAAGAGGAUGAUGAUAAUGAAAAUCACGAAGAGAUUGAGCAAAAUGAUAGGGAUGGAGAAGAGGAGGAGGGGGAAGAAGGGCAGCAAGUUGUUCAACAACCUGAGGUAGAGGAAGCGGAGGAAGUUGGUGCAACAACUGAGAGUUCUGAAGAAGAAUCUAGUACUUCAUCUGAUUCUUCUGAUAAAGAUGAUGAAUAA